AUGGCUGCGGGGGCCCGGCCGCCCUCGCCUCCCGUCCCCGCGGCCUCCUCGCCUCCGCCUCGCACUCGGGCCGCGGGCUCACAACCGCCCCGCGCGCGGCCCCGACCCCCGGGGAAGGAAGGGCCUGCUCGGGGCUCAACCGCCGCGGGGCGCAGGCCGCGGCCCGGGCCCCCGCUCCGCACCGUUGAGGUGACUCGCGACCCCGCCCGGGCCGGAGGAGGGGGCGCCGGGAAGACCCCUCGGGGCGGAAGCGAGCGACCGGCGAGGCGGCGGGGAGGAGUGCGGCGCGCCCGCGGGGUCUCUCAGCUCCGCACCCCCGGCAGCGGCGGCGGACACUGCGGCGGCGGAGGAGGAGGCGGCGGCGUCGGGGACGGCUCCGCGGCGGCUGCUCUAAUAGCAUUUAUCGGCCGCUGCCUCCCCUCUCGCCGCCGCCGCGGCAUGUGGACGCCGCUCAUUGGCCGAGAGCGCCCAGCGCGGCGCGGGCGGUCCGGCCCCGCCCCCUGGCGCGCCCCCGCGCCGCGCGCCCCCGCGCCUGGCCCCGCCCCCCCACGCGCGCCGUCCCAGGAACCCGGAUCGAGGCCGCCCGCGCACCCGCGCGCCCGCGCAGCAGAGACCGGCGCCCGCGCUUUGCGCGCUGCGGCCCGGCCGGGGCCGGGCGGGCUGGGCUCCCUGCCGCCGGGUUCCCCGGCCUCGCCGUCCACGGACGUGGGGGCAGCGGGGCUCACGGCGGGCCGCCCCGGGGUCUGCGCGGGGUCCAGUCCACCCCUGGGCUCCCGAGACGCGCGGGCCGUGUCCUUGGCUCGCCCCUCGCCUCGGCCGCUGGUCCGCCUCGGCGCCCUGACCUGUACCCCCGGAGCCCCGCGCGGGAGCCGCGCCCCGCGGCCCGGCGAGGGUGCGCCUUGGGCGGCCGCUGCGCCAGCCGGGCCGAGCGCGGGGGCGCCUGGCGCCGGAGCUGAGGUGCGGCUGCCCGGGAGCGUCCCCGUCCGCGCUGCGGGCCUGCGCGCUCCCGCGGCCCGAACCCCGCUGAGGUCGAGCCACGCUCGAAGGGAACGGCCGCGGGGGAGCAGCCGGACCACGGAGGCAGGACCCCCUCCCCCAAGCUCCGCUGCCCCUCGGGACCCCAUCCCUCGGGCCGAUGCCGAUCACGGGGCGCUGCCGGCCACGUCCGAUCUGUCAUUAUUUCCGAGGAGUGGAGGCUGCCUGGGAGCUCCCCAAAGUGCGGUAGACCUCAGCAGUGAGCUGCACCAAAUGCAGACAUGGCUGUCUGGGAGGCAGGUGCGACUCAAUGCAGCCACCCUUGUGGAUGACCAGGCUUCUUGA
This is a messenger RNA of Dipodomys spectabilis (banner-tailed kangaroo rat), 1320 nucleotides long. RefSeq names its product translation initiation factor IF-2-like. The record is from RefSeq and is a predicted model, not a curated record. The coding region runs from base 1 to 1320 and encodes 439 amino acids. The transcript is spliced from 3 exons. NCBI's taxonomy places the organism in Eukaryota, Metazoa, Chordata, Mammalia, Rodentia, Heteromyidae.